Molecule: messenger RNA, 1867 nt
Organism: Sceloporus undulatus (fence lizard)
Lineage: Eukaryota; Metazoa; Chordata; Lepidosauria; Squamata; Phrynosomatidae
Gene: ELOF1
Product: elongation factor 1 homolog
Exons: 4
Coding region: 161-412 (83 amino acids)
Biological process (GO): transcription elongation by RNA polymerase II
Cellular component (GO): transcription elongation factor complex
Molecular function (GO): RNA polymerase II complex binding
Source: RefSeq, a predicted model, not a curated record
CCCUUCCACCUCUACACCUUUCUUCUCUCUAGGCGCACAACAACCAACCUGGAGGGGGCGAAGGGGGCGGGGUCAAUAGGUUUCCCUUCCGGUCGGGAGGCCGGAAGUGGUGGUCUCCGUUGGAAACGCGGCCUAGCGAGCUGGUGGGAGCCAGGAAAACAUGGGUCGUAGGAAAUCAAAGCGGAAGCCUCCACCCAAGAAGAAGAUGACUGGAACACUUGAGACCCAGUUUACUUGUCCAUUCUGUAACCACGAGAAGUCCUGUGAUGUUAAAAUGGACAGAGCUCGAAAUACUGGUGUGAUAUCCUGUACAGUUUGUCUGGAAGAAUUUCAGACCCCUAUAACCUAUCUUUCAGAACCCGUGGACGUUUACAGUGAUUGGAUAGAUGCUUGUGAAGCAGCCAACCAGUAGCAGCAACUGGAGGGGAGCCAGCCUCACGUUGACAACCUUUCUAAAUUUGGGGGGGCAGGGUGGGAGGGUUUGUGUGUCUGUUAUGUAAUGCAUUAUUACUUAAUGCAUAGAAGAGACAACUGGAACAGUGGGGAAAUGAGGGCUCUUAUGCAGUUUGUAACUAUCCAGUAAACUUGUCCUUUUUCAUGUAUUUUGGGAGAUUUGGGGACUAAAGACUAUUGGUGGGACCUGCAAGCGUGGGAAAGGCCAGUAGUUUUGUGAGCUGCCUGGCCAUUGGAAAUCUUGCUGUGCAAGGCUCCACUGGAUGUGAUCCAUCACAUGUUGCAGCUCAGUUUAUAGAAGAGAUUUCAUGGCAGCUUGGUGCUCACUGACAUUCCUUGGAAUGCUGUGCUUCCUGCGCCAUGGUUGAAUUGCAAUGUUUGGUAAGCAAGAAUACACAGAAUAUAAGAAAUAAUUUCCUCCUCAUCCCACACCAUAAUUCUUUUGAGUGUUGAUCACUGGGCAACUUGCCCUCUUGAUUGGUUGCCUCCAAUUAGGAAGGAUGAUAGUGCAUUGCAUUUGUGUUGUUUCUGACAAUGCUAGAAGAAUAUCCUUCAGCCCCUUCCCUCUCAUCAUUUCAUUUUUCUGUGCACUUUUGCAUGCAGGACUUCUCUGUCCUUUUUGAUACUAUGCAACUGGGCAAGCAGAACUACUUCUCAGACUCACUUUGGCCUCUCAUUAAGACUCUUGAUUCUCCAACAUGGUCUAUGGUUCCUUUUUUUAUUUUACUAUUUCAUAUGGGGUCUCUGCAUCCAAUGAAGAAAGUGUUGUUUUAUUAGGAAUUCCUUAUUUAAAAGCCAAUUAGUUGCCAGCAUUGUUAACUGUGUUUCUAUGGCUAGGUCCUCUAUGGCAGUGGAUAUGGGAUUUUGAGACUUCUAUCAUGGCAUAAUAAAUUUUAUUUAGAGGAUUAAGCAAGCCUGCAUUGCUGAGAAAAUGUGCCAUCUUUUGAGAAAUAUGUGCUUGUGUAAUAUACAUAAGUGGAAUUGAAUAGUAUAUUGUAAAAAAGCAAGCCCUUUCAUCCUGUGUGUUUUGUUUCAUUCUUUUUAAAAAUCUUUUGCAGCAUAUUUCCAGGUGUUUGGUGAGCAUACCCUCUGCCAGUUUGGCUUGCCUUUUCCUAUUGGGCUUCAAUGGCAAGCUGUGAGGAUCUUAGCUUGCAGGACAGGAGUAUGAUUCUGUAUCUGGAGAUCAAGUAAGAGGGAUACUUUGGCCCAUUCCCAACAGAAUGAUUUCUGCGCUUUCUUGGAAAACAGAUGAUCAAUCCUUGUAUGUAGAUAAUGUUCAAUGAAUCUGAAACUCAGAUUCAUUGUAUUUGAGGAGCUGUAUUUGAGUUUUCAUUGUAUUUGAGGAUCUUCCGUUGCAAUUAAUACCCCUUUUAAAUAAAUGCUAUACUGGAAAAGCAGACCUUACUGUUGAUGA